Molecule: messenger RNA, 1443 nt
Organism: Trichoderma harzianum CBS 226.95
Lineage: Eukaryota; Fungi; Ascomycota; Sordariomycetes; Hypocreales; Hypocreaceae
Exons: 3
Coding region: 1-1443 (480 amino acids)
Biological process (GO): transmembrane transport
Cellular component (GO): membrane
Molecular function (GO): transmembrane transporter activity
Source: RefSeq, a predicted model, not a curated record
AUGAAGCCUACCAGUGAGACAUUCACUCCGGAGGACGAGAGACGGCUUAUUCGGAAACUCGAUUUCUGGAUUAUUCCUCUUAUGAUGGUGACGUACACGCUGCAGAGCUACGACAAGGGUGUCAUGAGCGCCGCAACACAGUUCAACUUCAAUGCGGACUUGAAGCUCACCACGAUUGUCGGCCAUUUGCCAGACGGAACCCCAAUCACGAAUAACCAGAAAUACGCCAAUGCCUCGAUGAUGUUUUACAUCGGAUAUCUCGUUGGUACAUACCCAAUGAUGUUCUUGUGCCAGCGCUACUCAACAUCGCGAGUGGUUUCCGUCGCGACAUUCCUGUGGGGAGCUGUUCUCAUGUCGACAGCCGGCUGCUUCAACUAUGCCGGUAUUAUGAUCAAUCGUCUUUUCCUGGGUUUCCUUGAGUCAGCCGUUGCUCCCUCAUUCACUGUCUUGGUUACCUUUUGGUGGACACGAGAAGAGCAGACCCUACGAACUGGGUUCUGGUACAGCUGUGUUGGAGUUGCCACAGCCAUAUCUCCCCUAAUCAACUACGGCUUGGGUCAGAUUCAUGGCUCACUGCCUUCUUGGAAACCAAUCUUCUUGAUUCUUGGCGGUGUCACCAUCUUAUGGUCCAUUGUUCUCUUCUUCUUCCUCCCUGAUGACCCCAUGACGAGCAAACGGUUGACAGAGGCUGAGAGACACAUCGCCAUUCGCCGUCUCGAGAGAAACAAUGCUGGUACCGUAAGCCACGAAUUCAACAAGGCCCAGUUCUUCGAGGCUUUCCGCGAUUACAAGCUGUACAGCAGCGCCUUCAUAGUGCUUCUUACCGGUGUGCCAUCGGGAGCCCUUGGAACUUUCGGUACUGUCGUUAUUAACGGAUUCGGAUUCGACCACUUUGAUUCUUUGGCUCUAACAUGUCCCAUUGGAGCAAUUACUGCCACUUCUAUUCUGUUGUCGGGUUACAUCACACGGAAGUGGAGAAACAUGCGUUACCUGCUGAUUAUUGUCUGCGGGUUGAUCUCUAUCGCCGGCACUCUCAUCUGCUGGUUCGGGCCUCGGAGUAAUCGAGGAUUAUUGUUUGCGGGUGUUUUUCUCAUUGCUGUCCAAGUCGCCUCUGGAGGAAUUGCUGUCUCUCUGACGGCAUCGAACAUAGCCGGACAUACUAAAAAAUCCACUGUCAGUGCCUCGACUUUCGUUGGAUAUUGCGUCGGAAAUGUCAUUGGUCCGGUGAUCUUUGGCGCGUCUCCGGGCCCAAUCUAUCACGCAGGGUUCGUAGGAAGCUUUGUCUGCCUGUGUGGAGUGGUAGUGAUUGCGUCCAUUACGCUUAUUGCGUUGCGUAUGGAAAACAGAAAGAGAGACAAACGAAGUGGCACACCCAUGAAUCUGCACUCAAUCGAUGAGGAUCUUACUGAUAUCCAGAACAAAGAUUUCAGAUACGUCUUGUAG